Molecule: messenger RNA, 2201 nt
Organism: Nannospalax galili (Upper Galilee mountains blind mole rat)
Lineage: Eukaryota; Metazoa; Chordata; Mammalia; Rodentia; Spalacidae
Gene: G6pc1
Product: glucose-6-phosphatase catalytic subunit
Exons: 5
Coding region: 64-1143 (359 amino acids)
Biological process (GO): glucose 6-phosphate metabolic process; gluconeogenesis
Cellular component (GO): membrane
Molecular function (GO): glucose-6-phosphatase activity
Source: RefSeq, a predicted model, not a curated record
AGUCAUCACGAAGCCUACAAGUACUGCACAGCUCUGCUAUAAACUUCCUGAGGUACCAAGGGAAUGAAGAUGGAGGAAGGAAUGAACACUCUCCAUGACUUUGGAAUCCGGUCCACUCACUACCUCCAGGUGAAUUACCAAGACUCCGAGGACUGGUUCGUCUUAGUGUCUAGAAUCGCUGACCUCAGGAAUGCCUUCUAUGUUCUCUUCCCCAUCUGGUUCCAUCUUCAAGAAAUAGUGGGCAUCAAGCUCCUCUGGGUAGCAGUGGUCGGAGACUGGUUCAACCUCGUCUUUAAGUGGAUUCUCUUUGGACAGCGCCCAUACUGGUGGGUCCUGGACACUGACUACUACAGGAACACCUCUGUGCCGAUGAUCAAGCAGUUCCCUGUCACCUGUGAGACUGGACCAGGGAGCCCUUCUGGUCAUGCCAUGGGCACAGCAGGUGUAUACUAUGUGAUAGUCACAUCUACCCUUGCUAUCUUUCGGGGAAAGAAAAAGCCAACAUUUGGAUUCCGGUAUUUGAAUGUCAUCUUGUGGUUGGGAUACUGGGCUGUGCAGCUGAAUGUCUGUCUGUCACGGAUCUACCUUGCUGCUCAUUUUCCCCACCAGGUUGUGGCUGGAGUCUUGUCAGGCAUUGCAGUGGCUGAAGCAUUCAGCCACAUCCAGGGCAUCUACAACACCAGCCUCAGGAAGUACUUUAUCAUCACCUUCUUCCUUUUUGGUUUCGCCCUUGGAUUUUACCUUCUGCUAAAAGGAUUGGGAGUGGACCUCCUGUGGACUUUGGAGAAAGCCAAGAGAUGGUGCGAGCGGCCUGAAUGGGUCCUUAUUGAUACCACACCCUUUGCUAGCCUCUUCAAGAACCUAGGGACCCUCCUGGGGUUGGGGCUGGCCCUCAACUCCAGCAUGUAUCAGGACAGCUGCAAAGGAAGACUGGGCAGGCGGCUCCCAUUCCGCCUCAGCUGUAUUGGGGCCUCCCUGGUCCUCUUGCACCUCUUUGACUCUUUGAAACCCCCGUCCCAAAUUGAGCUGAUCUUCUACGUCUUGUCUUUCUGCAAGAGUGCAACUGUGCCCUUUGCAUCUGUCAGUCUUAUCCCCUACUGCCUUUCCAGGAUCCUGGGUGGGUCACACAAGAAGUCUUUGUAAAGCAUGUGGAGUCUUUGGUAUUUAAAGUUAGUGACUAUGCAAAGGAUUGGAGGUAACUAAAGUCUUCUUCAGUCUAUUCUAAGGCUGGAGGCAUUAACGACAGCCCAGGUGACUCUCUGUCCCUUUUGCAAUCCUAAAUGGAAAGAUGUUUUUGAAAAGCUAAGGAGGCAGUUCGGGAAAAUCUUCAGUGUUAGAAGUGGGGUCAUUCUAGAUAUUUCUCUGAAGACCUGCUAAACACAUUCUCCUGUGAGAUAUAUGAGUAAGACGUCCAAGUAGGGAAGCUCAGAAGCCUGGGCCAGAGAUCCCAACAGAACAAUCUACCUGUGCCUAAGGAGGAAGGCACAGUGCAUUUGAUAGGGAGAGAAAUGGCUUCAGUUAUGUCUGAGUUUUUGGAUGUGACCCUCUCAGUAAUGGUGGGCCGACCUAAAGUGUGACAACCAGCCCCUUAGAGGGGUGACUCUCCUUUUGGCCUUUUUUUCUGCUGUGCGUGAGUCACACAAUGAUCUUGGAUUUGUGAAUGGCUAUGGUGACUGUCACAUCUAUGGGACAUAACUUUUUUAUCAUAUCAUGUCUGUGUCCUGAGCCCAGCUCUGCUUUCCCCCAGAACUUUCUACUGGCUCCCCGCCCCCCCUGCUGGACCCUCAAACGCCCAAUGGGCAGUUCUUCAGUGGUGCUUUUGUACGUUUAAGUUAAGCUCUGAAAUCUUGGGCAAAGUGGCAAACGGUGAGUCAGGAUUCCUCUCUCCAGAAGGUCACUCCGAUGCUACUUUUGAUUCCUGGAGGGGAAAUAAGACUCCUUUCUCUAUCCCAAGCCAACCAAGAACACAUUCUUAGAGGACCACCAACUCCUCUGUGCCUGUUCUCCAGUCUCAGCUGACUUGCAGCCUCUUUUUAAAAAAAAUGCUAAAGCUAUUUAUUCAAGAUUCCUUGUUUUUGCUACUAAUUAUACAGAAUACCAUAUAUUCUCAUUCACACUAAGCAUCCUGCUUCUAAGAUCUUUAAAAAGAAAACUAUAUAUGUUCAGUAUUUUAUUAAAACAACAUUUUAUUUAAGAAUGAA